Pseudomyrmex gracilis is the source of this 1562-nucleotide messenger RNA. RefSeq names its product mitotic checkpoint protein BUB3 (gene Bub3). Gene Ontology annotation, biological process: mitotic spindle assembly checkpoint signaling. Gene Ontology annotation, molecular function: ubiquitin binding. The record is from RefSeq and is a predicted model, not a curated record. NCBI's taxonomy places the organism in Eukaryota, Metazoa, Arthropoda, Insecta, Hymenoptera, Formicidae. Gene Ontology annotation, cellular component: mitotic checkpoint complex; bub1-bub3 complex; kinetochore. The coding region runs from base 261 to 1241 and encodes 326 amino acids. The transcript has 5 exons.
AUUUACAGGAAAAGGCCAAUCGCAGACAAUAAGCGCAAAGCAAGCUGAAUUCUAUUGGAUGUGGUCACUGUUGUUCCCUUCCUCUGCCCUGAUCUUCUUCUUUCUUCCACUUUUUAAAACAUUUUUAUUUAAAGACUCACUUCACCAUCCACAACGAACUAUCUCCCGCCUCGUAAAUAUAUAAAUUUAUCGAAGUUAUAGGUUAUCUCGUGAUUAUCUUUAGCAAAAAAUACAGACACAUCUACAGUUUCAGUGUCAGAAUGGAAUCCAGAACUGAGUUCAAAAUAAAAUCACCGCCAACCGAUGCAAUUUCCGCAGUGGAAUUUGGACCAAACUCUACACAAUUUUUGUUAGUAUCAUCAUGGGACAGUACAGUAAGAUUGUACGAUAUUCACACGAAUACAAUGAGAGUGAAAUAUAAUCAUGACUUACCAGUACUGGAUAUUGCAUUUCAAGAUGCUGUUCAUGCGUAUAGCGGCGGUCUAGGAAAUACUUUAAAGAUGUAUGAUGUAAAUAGCAACACUGAGACAAUAAUGGGUACACAUGACAAGCCAAUCAGAAAGAUAGAAUAUUGCACGGCUGUUAACGCAAUACUAACCGGUGGUUGGGAUGCUGCGGUAAAACUGUGGGAUCCAAGAACACCUACUUGCGUUGGUAGUUAUUUGCAACCAGAUGUAGUUCUUGCUCUGUCUGUAUGUGGUGACAAAUUUGUGGUCGGUACCGCAAAACGAAAAGUUUGUAUUUGGGAUUUAAGGAACAUGGCAGGCAUGUUUCAAAGACGAGAAAGCAGUUUAAAGUAUCAAACGCGCUGUAUCAAAGGUUUUCCCAACGAGCAAGGAUAUGUAUUGAGUAGCAUAGAAGGUCGAGUUGCCGUCGAGUAUUUAGAUACAAUGCCAGAAGCACAAAAGAAGAAAUAUGCAUUUAAGUGUCACAGGAUAAAAGAGAAUAAUGUCGAGCAUAUUUAUCCUGUGAAUGCUAUUAGUUUUCAUUCCACGUACAAUACCUUUGCCACAGGUGGAUCAGAUGGUUAUGUGAAUAUUUGGGACGGUUUUAACAAGAAACGUCUCUGUCAAUUUCAUCGGUACAAUGCGGGUGUGGCUGCACUUAGUUUCAGUCAUGACGGUUCGGUGUUAGCAAUAGGUGUCUCGUAUUUAAACGAGGCCGAAAUUCCACCAGGCGGUAGCGACGAACAAGAAAUUUAUAUAAGAUACGUCAACGAUCAGGAAACCAAGCCGAAGUAACAAGUUGUUUUAAAGAAUACUGUGACAAAAAGACAAGUGGAUUUCUUGCAUAUCUAAAUAUGUUUAUUUGUAUGUAAAAGAAGAGAGAUGUCUGAAAAGAAAACUUCGUGAGUAAGAAAUUGUAAAUAAACACUCUGACUGAAUUAAUUUAUACGUAUUAACGUAAAAAUUAUAUUUGUACGUGCUAUAUUAGGCUCAAAAUAUUUAUGAUUUCAAUAAACUAUACAUUUUAUACUAAAAAAUUUUAUGGAAUAUUUACUUCCGAAGCAUAUAUAAUAUGAUCUUAAAAGAUUUAUAUAAAAUGUUACAAAAAUGUGUGUA